Nelumbo nucifera (sacred lotus) is the source of this 1313-nucleotide messenger RNA. RefSeq names its product putative fructokinase-1. NCBI's taxonomy places the organism in Eukaryota, Viridiplantae, Streptophyta, Magnoliopsida, Proteales, Nelumbonaceae. The record is from RefSeq and is a predicted model, not a curated record. Gene Ontology annotation, biological process: fructose metabolic process. Gene Ontology annotation, molecular function: fructokinase activity. Gene Ontology annotation, cellular component: cytosol.
CCUCCAAUUCCUCUCUCUCUCUCUCUGCUGUCUCUCUUCUCUCUCUGCUGUCUGUCUCUCUCUCUCUCUCUCUGUUGCGUUUCGAUCGAUCUGAUAUCAAGAAAGAUGGCCAAGAAGUCCUCCGACGGUCUCAUCUUGAGCUUCGGCGAGAUGCUUAUCGACUUCGUUCCGACAGUCUCUGGCGUGUCCCUGGCUGAAGCCCCGGGAUUCUUGAAGGCUCCGGGCGGUGCUCCUGCCAACGUUGCCAUCGCGGUCGCCCGCCUCGGAGGCCGAUCCGCUUUCGUCGGGAAACUCGGCGACGAUGAGUUCGGUAACAUGUUGGCCGGUAUCUUGAAGGAAAACGGCGUCAAUGGCGACGGGAUCUUGUUCGAUAAGGGUGCUCGCACCGCAUUAGCGUUCGUCACGCUCCGAUCCGAUGGAGAACGUGAGUUCAUGUUCUACCGGAACCCCAGUGCCGACAUGCUCUUGAAGGAACAGGAGCUGAAUCUUGAGCUCAUCAGAUCGGCAAAGGUGUUCCAUUACGGAUCCAUAAGCUUAAUCACGGAGCCGUGCAGAUCUGCUCACAUAAGAGCGAUGAAGGAGGCGAAGAAAGCGGGCGCAUUGCUAUCGUACGAUCCGAAUCUUCGACUGCCACUAUGGCCGUCUGCAAAGGAAGCACGGGAGCAGAUCAUGAGCAUCUGGGAUCAGGCCGAGCUGAUCAAGGUCAGCGAUGUUGAGCUGGAGUUCCUGACGGAGAGUAAUAAGGUGGACGAUGAAAGCGCAAUGUCCCUGUGGCAUCCCAACUUGAAGCUUCUGCUAGUGACUCUUGGUGAGAAGGGUUGCAGAUAUUACGCUAAGCACUUCCGGGGAUCAGUCGAGGCAUUCAAAGUAAAGGCAGUGGACACAACUGGUGCAGGAGACGCCUUUGUCGGCGCCCUCUUACGCAAAAUUGUUAACGAUCUAUCGAUUCUUGAGGACGAAAAAAGGUUAAGGGAAGUACUGAGAUAUGCAAAUGCAUGUGGAGCAAUUACUACUACCAAGAAAGGCGCAAUUCCUGCCCUUCCCACUGAUCCCGAAGUCCUCAAGUUUAUUAAAGGAUAGAACAACUUUUCAUUCUCAACAAUUUUAAAGUCUCACCGUCUGAGAGAUUUUGUUAGGAAUUGUUGGACUUUCGUAUCUCUCCCCAAGUCCCAACUCUAAUUUUGUUCCGUCAAAUAAUGAUGAUUAAAGGACAUUUGCAUCAGUCUUUUGCUUAAUGUUAUAUAUUAUUUGGUUUUGGAAACGAUCCAUCCUUGAGUUUAGAAAAAAGAAUAAUGAUCGACAAGUAUCUUCAG